GUGCAACAAAUUAGUCGGUAGCUGAGCUUGGUCGGUUGGCAAAUGGUCAGUAUACGUACUGGUUGGUAAACAGUAAUGCAGGAUCAGCGAGUCGCCCGCUCCAAUGCGCGAGCGCCGCCUCACUCGCAACACAGACCCGAGUAAAGUCGCACCGCCGCUAUGUGUAUUAACGAAAACUAACAAAAUAUUGUGGAAGUGAUUGUUAAAAGUGAUUUAACAGUGAUCUAACCCCUCAGAUGCCAGUACGGCGUAAGACAUGGCACAUAACAGUUACGAGAUGAAGUCAAAUCGAUUGUCACGGGGCGGUUCUCUAUUUGGCGCUGAUCCGCAAGUACAACUAAAAUUGGCACUACAGAACAAUGACUUCGCGACAUUUAAAAAGCUGGUUAGCUACGGUGCUGUCGAUUUCGAAUAUGUCUACCAGUAUCCAGACCACAAAACCUGCCUCGAGAUGGCCGUCUCCGAGCCAAAUAGACAAGAGUUUGUAAAGCUCUUGCUGCAACAUGAGGUGGAAGUCAAUAAAGUUAACGAAACCUAUGCCGCUGCACCUAUACAUUUUGCUGUUGAAAAUGGUAACAAAGAAGCUCUAGCGACUCUUUUAGAAGAUGACCGUAUAGACGUGAACAUAAAAAGUAAGAGUAACACCGCUCUACUGAUGGCUAUUAAGAAAAUUGAAGAAUUAGACGAUGAUCGAGAAAAUGAUUUAGUUACGUAUGAAGACAUGGUAGAACUCCUCCUAAAAGCAGGUUGUAACCCCAAUUCUCCAGACUUAAAAGGCGUAACGCCUGUAUAUAGUGCUGCAAAGCAAGGACUUGAAAGAGUAAUAACUUUAAUUUUGGAUUAUUCUAGAUAUCCCGUCGAUAUAGACACUUAUAAAGACAGAAGAGGAAAAACUGCACGACAUUAUAUAAAAGAAGCAUUCCCGCACCUUGAAGCAAAGUUUGAAAGUAAUACAGCAGACACGGAAAUAGUGGACGCAGAUAUAUUAUUUUCGUUUCUGAGCCGACAUGAAGAAGAUAACUUUAUAAGAAACUUCACCAAGCUUGCCAAUAAGAAUGACCAUCGUUCAGUUUUAGCUGCAAAUAAUGGUUUUCACACAAUGCUGCAAUUUGCUACUGAGAAGGGUUUUGACAGAGCUAUAAGAGUUUUACUUGAUCACGGAGCCGAUCCAAAUGCAACCUGUUCGAGUAAUACAAGUAGACCCGUAGCAAUAGCUUGUCAAAAUGGAUAUUUUAUAAUCUUAAAAAUGUUCAUUGACAACGAAUCCACUUUAUUUGAACCGGUAAAUUCAGAGUCCCUUUUGCAGGUUACCAUUAAGGGUAUGCGGUCUUAUACUGAAUCUCCUAAGGUUAAUUUCAAGGAGUGUUUAAAAUUAUUACUUAAACAUCCUAAAAUUAACAUAAAUGUCAAUCACCUCGACAUGAAAGAUAAUACGGCAUUACAUUAUGCGGCUAGAAACGGUGACAACGAUACUGUAUUAGAGCUACUUAGAAAAGGUGCUUGUGUAGGGCUACGUAAUAAAUUCAACGAGCCACCGCUUGCAGAUAUUAACGCAAAAACUUUAGAAACCUACCUGGAUGAAUGCAUUACAACGAAUAGUGAGCGACCUAGUGAUGACGAUUACGAAAUUCACAUGAAAUAUAGUUUCCUAGUUUAUCCGAAUAAUUCGUUAGAAAACGAAAUAAGCAAGGUGCCUCUAAUGGAUAACACUAACAAUAACGUCAAAGAGUAUGAUGCUAUUUUAGCACCAGAAACAGACGCCCUUUUGUACAUGACACGGAAUGAAGAUUUACGUCCACUUUUAAAACAUCCAGUUAUCACCAGUUUUCUAUAUUUGAAAUGGCAACGCAUAAGUUGUCUGUUUUAUGCUAAUAUCACAUUUUAUUCAUUUCUAUGGUUAUGCUUAAUCCUUUACAUAAUACUGGGAUAUGGUGUAGAGAAAAAGCAAGCAGAUUCAAUAGAAGCUUUGAAUAUUAUAACCCACGUUGGUGCGGUCAUUGGUCUAAUUCUUUUGAUAUUUAGAGAGGUAUUCCAGCUACUGGUGUCACCGACGAGGUAUUUGCAAAGUAUUGAAAACUGGAUGGAAAUAGCAUUGAUAUUUGUCACAACUUGGAUAGUGACCCACGACUCGGCAGCGGAGUCCACGAAACAACAACUGUCUGCCGUAGCGAUUCUGUUAUCUUCAGCUGAACUCGUACUACUAAUAGGUCAAUUUCCGACCUUAUCAACAAACAUCGUCAUGCUGAAAACCGUAUCGUGGAAUUUCUUCAAAUUUCUUCUGUGGUAUUGCAUAUUGAUUAUCGCAUUUGCUUUAAGCUUUUAUACAUUAUUUAGACAGGAAGAGAACGAAGAUCAAAAAGUACCAGACCCGAACAACACGGGCAAGGAAGAAGAAGAGGAAGACUUCUUCGAAGAUCCGGGGCGAUCUUUAUUUAAAACCAUUGUAAUGUUAACGGGAGAAUUCGACGCAGGGUCAAUCAAAUUCAGUACAUUCCCUGUAACCAGUCAUGUUAUUUUCAUUGUAUUCGUUUUUAUGAUACCCAUUGUGCUUUUUAAUUUGUUAAAUGGAUUAGCAGUUAGUGACACACAAGAAAUAAGAGCCGAUGCUGAACUCGUCGGUCAUAUUUCUCGAGUCAAACUAAUAUCAUAUUUUGAAAGCGUCCUUAUUGGAAAUGCAAGGGCAUUUACUAAACCGUCUAGAGGUUGGUCUUGGCUUCCCUCAAACCUACAGAAUUUAAAUAUUAUUAAACCGAAAAUGUUUUUUAUCAAACCUUUCGCUAAAAGAAUUAGCCUGUUUCCACACUUUUUGCCAAAAUACAGAAUAUUGGUUAAACCCAAUCAGAGCAAUAAAAUAGAGAUACCUCAUGCGGAACCUCUUGGUAAGUUUGGAGACGAUUACGAAGAUGUAGAAGGUGGUGGUUGUUGCUUUGAACGCUGUCAAAAUUACAAACUGGAUCGCAUGAUAGUUAAGAGGGCUAAACUAGUGAUCAGCAAAAGAACUAACAUCUCUGAUAUUGUUGAAAUUAAAGAACAAUUAUGUCAAGUUGAAAUGAAAAUCGAAGGUCUUGAGAGCACAUUAAAAAAGGUGCUGCAGGCUUUAGAGUCUGACAGAAAGUAUUAAUAAAUAAUUACUUUAACUUUCUCUUUUAUGAGUCGCAAGUUUAAAUUCCAGUAUUCACUGUCCAUUAUUUAAGAUGUUUUGUGUAAUUUAUUUUUGUUAAGUUUAAAAUUAAAUAGCAUACAUGUAAUUUAUUAGGGAUCAGACUUAUAUUAUUAAAGAUGGAUAUAAAGUAUUUGCUUUUAGAAAUCGCUCUACAGUUUUUCGAACGUAACAUGAAAUAGUAUAUAUAGACAUUGUCCAAUAAACAUGCAUUUAUAUGUA
Manduca sexta (tobacco hornworm) is the source of this 3382-nucleotide messenger RNA. RefSeq names its product transient receptor potential cation channel protein painless (gene pain). Gene Ontology annotation, molecular function: protein binding; monoatomic ion channel activity. Gene Ontology annotation, biological process: monoatomic ion transport; transmembrane transport. Gene Ontology annotation, cellular component: membrane. The coding region runs from base 257 to 3121 and encodes 954 amino acids. NCBI's taxonomy places the organism in Eukaryota, Metazoa, Arthropoda, Insecta, Lepidoptera, Sphingidae. The record is from RefSeq and is a predicted model, not a curated record. The transcript has 2 exons.